UAUACCAGACGAAAUGCGACAAAACCAAAGAGAGCUUUCCAAUAAACAACCAUGACGAGAGGAGCUGCAGCCAUCCUAAUGCUGAUGCUCUCGCUCCCGGCGGCGUCCCUCCUGGUCGCCGCCGAUGCCGUGGGCGUCGACACGAUCCGCCUCCCCAGCGACGCCGGCGAAGGCCUCGCAACGAGCAAGGGAGGCGAGGAGGAGACACUCCGACUCCCCGACCACGUUCUGGCACCGCCGAGGGAGGAGAACGACGUCAGCGGCGUCCUCGGCGAGGAGGAGAGGCCGUGGUCGUGCUGCAACAGCACCGUGUGCACCAAGUCCUUUUCGCCUACGUGCCGGUGCCUGGACGAGGUGGACGAGUGCGCCCCCGCAUGCAAGCGCUGCGAGCCGUCCGGGAUCAACCCAAACCGCCACGUCUGCAACGACGAGUACCACGGCGACCCAGGACCGACGUGCACCAAGGAGGAGAGGCCGUGGGCCUGCUGCAACAGCACCGUGUGCACCAAGUCCUUCCCGCCGACGUGCCGGUGCCUGGACGAGGUGGAGGAGUGCGCUCCCGCGUGCAAGCGCUGCGAGCCAUCCGGGAUCAACCCGAACCGUCACGUCUGCAACGACGAGUACCACGGCGACCCAGGACCGACGUGCGCCAAGGAGGAGAGGCCGUUGGCCUACUGCAACAGCACCGUGUGCACCAAGUCAUUCCCGCCGACGUGCCGGUGCCUGGACGAGGUGGAGGAGUGCGCUCCCGCGUGCAAGCGCUGCGAGCCAUCCAGGAUCAACCCGAACCGCCACGUCUGCAACGACCAGUACCACGGCGACCCAGGACCGACGUGCGCCAAGGAGGAGAGGCCAUGGGCCUGCUGCAACAGCACCGUGUGCACCAAGUCCUUCCCGCCGACGUGCCGGUGCCUGGACGAGGUGGAGGAGUGCGCUCCCGCGUGCAAGCGCUGCGAGCCAUCCAGGAUCAACCCGAACCGCCAUGUCUGCAACGACCAGUACCACGGCGACCCAGGACCGACGUGCCCCAAGGAGGAGAGGCCGUGGGCAUGCUGCAACAGCACCGUGUGCACCAAGUCCUUCCCGCCGACGUGCCGGUGCCUGGACGAGGUGGAGGAGUGCGCUCCCGCGUGCAAGCGCUGCGAGCCAUCCAGGAUCAACCCGAACCGCCACGUCUGCAACGACCAGUACCACGGCGACCCAGGACCGACGUGCGCCAAGGAGGAGAGGCCGUGGGCCUGCUGCAACAGCACCGUGUGCACCAAGUCCUUCCCGCCGACGUGCCGUUGCCUGGACGAGGUGGAGGAGUGUGCUCCCGCGUGCAAGCGCUGCGAGCCGUCCGGGAUCAACCCGAACCGCCACGUCUGCAACGACCAGUACCACGGCGACCCAGGACCGACGUGCGCCAAGGAGGAGAGGCCGUGGGCCUGCUGCAACAGCACCGUGUGCACCAAGUCCUUCCCGCCGACGUGCCGUUGCCUGGACGAGGUGGAGGAGUGCGCCCCCGCGUGCAAGCGCUGCGAGCCGUCCGGGAUCAACCCAAACUGCCACGUCUGCAACGACCAGUACCACGGCGACCCAGGGCCGACGUGCGCCAAGGAGGAGAGGCCGUGGGCCUGCUGCAAUAGCACCGUGUGCACCAAGUCCUUCCCGCCGACAUGCCGGUGCCUAGACGAGGUGGAGGAGUGCGCCCACACGUGCAAGCGCUGCGAGCUGUCCGGGAUUAACCCUAACCGCCACGUCUGCAAUGACCAGUACCACGGCGACCCAGGGCCGACGUGCGCCAAGGAGGGGAGGCCGUGGACGUGCUGCAACAGCACCGUGUGCACCAAGUCUUUCCCGCCGACGUGCCGAUGCCUGGACGAGGUGGAGGAGUGUGCCCCCGCGUGCAAGCACUGCGAGUCAUCCGGGAUCAGCCCGAACCGCCACGUCUGCAACGACCAGUACCACGGCGACCCAGGACCGACGUGCGCCAAAGAGGAGAGGCCGUGGGCGUGCUGCAACAGCACCGUGUGCACCAAGUCCUUUCCGCCGACGUGCCGCUGCCUGGACGAGGUGGCGGAGUGCGCCCCCGCGUGCAAGCGCUGCGAGCCGAUCGGGAUCAACCCGAAAAUUCACGUCUGCAACGACCAGUACCACGGUGACCCCGGGCCUAGGUGCGGCAAGGAUGACGAUGACGUCCCCGCCGGCUCUGCGUCCCUCGCUGCCGCCGGCACGCAGAUGCAGCUACUCUUGGUUUCUCUGGUCUUAAUGUUUAUCCAGAGUCGCUAG
Molecule: messenger RNA, 2271 nt
Organism: Hordeum vulgare subsp. vulgare (domesticated barley)
Lineage: Eukaryota; Viridiplantae; Streptophyta; Magnoliopsida; Poales; Poaceae
Product: kielin/chordin-like protein
Exons: 2
Coding region: 52-2271 (739 amino acids)
Cellular component (GO): extracellular region
Molecular function (GO): serine-type endopeptidase inhibitor activity
Source: RefSeq, a predicted model, not a curated record